This is a messenger RNA of Gossypium arboreum, 763 nucleotides long. Its product is annotated as major pollen allergen Bet v 1-F/I-like. The transcript is spliced from 2 exons. NCBI's taxonomy places the organism in Eukaryota, Viridiplantae, Streptophyta, Magnoliopsida, Malvales, Malvaceae. The coding region runs from base 134 to 613 and encodes 159 amino acids. Gene Ontology annotation, cellular component: nucleus; cytoplasm. Gene Ontology annotation, biological process: defense response; abscisic acid-activated signaling pathway. The record is from RefSeq and is a predicted model, not a curated record. Gene Ontology annotation, molecular function: protein phosphatase inhibitor activity; abscisic acid binding; signaling receptor activity.
UGAAAUAAUCAUCAAGUUCAGUCUAUAAAUAAUAUACUAGUUUUCUAGCUUCCCACACAUUAAAACACUCACUCAUCCAUUUCUUCUUCUCUUCUUUCAGCUCAAAGAAAAGACUUGAAAUAAUUUUAGAAUAAUGGGUGUUGUAACUUAUGAAUUUGAGGUAACCUCCCCAGUCGCCCCGACCAGGCUUUUCAAAGCCUUUGUUCUUGAAGGUGCCAAGGUUUACCCGAAGGCUGCCCCUCAUGCAAUUAAGAGUGUUGAGCUCGAAGGUGAUGGUAAGCCAGGAAGUAUUGUAAAGAUCAACUUUGUUGAAGGUCUUCCAUUCCAAUAUAUGAAGCACAUGAUUGGAGGAUAUGAUGAAAACAAUUUGUCAUACAGUUACAGCUUGAUCGAAGGUGGACCUCUGGGGGACAAGCUUGAGAAAAUCAGCUAUGAGAACCAAUUUGUGGCUGCUGCAAGUGGAGGAAGUGUUUGCAAGAGCUCGAUCAAAUUUUACACCGUUGGCGAUUAUGUAAUCACUGAAGAUGAAAUCAAGGCUCUUAUUCAAAGGAGUGAGGUAGUUUACAAGGCUAUUGAAGCUUACCUCUUGGCUAACACCGAUGCUUGCAACUAAGAUAUUAAUUUGUUUUUCCAUUGUUAUAUUAAUAUGACUGGUGGUCUUCAGGAUUUGAUCAUCUUUAUUUUUAUUAUACUCAGAGUUUGAGUUGUAUUAUCUUUGAUAUAUAUAAUGAAAUAAAAUAAACAUAUAAGCAUACAAAAACAA